Molecule: messenger RNA, 800 nt
Organism: Ascoidea rubescens DSM 1968
Lineage: Eukaryota; Fungi; Ascomycota; Saccharomycetes; Ascoideales; Ascoideaceae
Exons: 1
Coding region: 62-754 (230 amino acids)
Source: RefSeq, a predicted model, not a curated record
UAUAUUAAAAAAAAUCCUACCAUUAAUUGAUAAAAAAUCGAAAUUUUUCAACAUAAUUUUAAUGAAUAAUUGUGAUAAUGAUAAAUUAUAUGAUUUAGAUAAUCACCUGAAAGUUGGAACUAGUAAUAAGCAUGAACAACUCUAUUCAAACUUGAAAUGUUUUGACGAUUUAAUUUUGAAUCUAUUUCCAAUUGAGUUUUCAUCUCCAUAUUACAAUACGGUAAAAAUUUUGAAUAAUUUGAGUGUUUUAAUCAAAAAUCAUCAACGACAUUUAGUCGAAAAUAGUAACAAACAUGAAGAGAAUUCCAAUUUAAUUUUGAAGAUUUUUUUGUUUCCUAUUUUAGUUGACAAGAUUUUCCAUUCAUUAUUGAUAACUGGAGAUUCAAGUGCUGUUAUGAUCAUGAGAAUUUAUUUUAAUUAUCUAACAGGAUUUGUUAUGAAUGAAUUUUUUCUCAAUCUUAAUACUAAUAGCCAAGUCAAUAAUAUUUUUUCUAAUAAUGACAAAGAUAAAAUAAAUGGUAAUAAAAAUUCCAGUGAAAUGAGUAAAAAUUGGUUUUUAGUUGAAUUUGGAAAGUUUUUACCACGGCUUGAUGAUAAAAAUGAACUAGGGUCUAAUAGUGAUAACAAAGGAAUGCAAAUGAUGUUUGAAUUUUUAGGAGAUGAUUUACCAAGUUUAACAAGACUUAAUUUUUCUUCUCAUGGAAAUACUGAUAAAGAUCUAAUAUUAGAUCAAAACGAUAUUUUUUAUUUUUAAUAAUUAAGGAUGAUGAAUCUUAUUGAAAUAAUGGCUAAACGGUUUU